Molecule: messenger RNA, 1036 nt
Organism: Sinocyclocheilus rhinocerous
Lineage: Eukaryota; Metazoa; Chordata; Actinopteri; Cypriniformes; Cyprinidae
Product: salivary glue protein Sgs-3-like
Exons: 5
Coding region: 53-1036 (327 amino acids)
Source: RefSeq, a predicted model, not a curated record
AACAACAUCAACAGCUGUAACUUCAGAAUCCACAACUCUCACUUCAACAACAAUGCCUACAUCUACAGAAACAACUGCACCCGUAACAACUUCAGUAACUACAGCAUCCUCAACUACUGAAAUUCCCACAACCACAGUUGUGAGUACAGAAACAACAUCUAUUACUUCAACAGUGGUGCCUACAACUUCAGAGAGUACAACAGCAGAAAUCACAACUACAGCUUCAUCAACUACACCUACAACAACAAACGAUCCAACAACAUCAACAGCUGUAACUUCAGAAUCCACAACUCUUACUUCAACAACAAUGACUACAUCUUCAGAAACAACUGUACCUGUAACAACAUCAGUAACUACAGCAUCCUCAACUACUGAAAUUCCCACAACCACAGUUGUGAGUACAGAAACCACACCAAUUACUUCAACAGUGGUGCCUACAACGUCAGAAAGUACAACAGCAGAAACCACGACUACAGCUUUAUCAACCACCCCAACAACAACAAACGAUCCAACAACAUCAACAGCCGUAACUUCAGAAACCACGACUACAUCUUUAUCAACCACACCUACAACAACAAACGAUCCAACAACAUCAACAGCUGUAACUUCAGAAUCCACAACUCUCACUUCAACAACAAUGCCUACAUCUUCAGAAACAACUGCACCUGUAACAACAUCAGUAACUACUGCAUCCUCAACUACUGAAAUUCCCACAACUACAGUUGUGAGUACAGAAACCACACCAGUUACUUCAACAGUGGUGCCUUCAACUUCAGAAAGUACAACAGCAGAAACUUCAGAUUCCACAAUUCUCACUUGUGAGUACAGAAACUACACACAUUACUUCAACAGUGGUGCCUACAACUUCAGAGAGUACAACAGCAGAAUCCAAGACUACAGCUUCAUCAACCACAUCUACAACAACAAACUAUCCAACAACGCCAAUAGCUGUAAUUUUAGAAUCCACAACUCUUACUUCAUCAACAAUACCAACAUCUUCAGAAACAUCUGCACCUGUAACAACAUCAGUAACUAA